AGCAUUUUGCGGUUUUAGUUCCGUGCGAUUGAGGGCCACCCUUUGCUAAAAGCAUGGCUGUUGGGCUAGCUCGGCUUAUGCUGACUAUCUCACUUGCUUUAAGCGCCAGAGCUGGCGAAGAUCCAAACUGCCUGAUCCAGGUUCAACAUGAGCAAAAGAGUAGCAGCCCACACGAGUAUUACAACAAGAUGACGCCAGCUGCUCUGGAGAUAUUCCGCGAACUCUUGAAUCCAGGCAUGGCAGGGGCAGAUCCCAGCUACCCUUGUGGUGGGCCGAUUGCCGAUCAAAAGAUGUACUUUGCUGGCCCAGGUCGAUGUAGCAUCGCCAGUGCUAACAUGAUCUACAUGAUGCCAAACGGGACGCUGACCAGGAAAUCCAAAGGCGAGCAAAUCUUGAUGAGCUGUGAUGAUGUGAUGUGCCCAGUCCCAGUGAUUGCCGAUUGCUACAUGUCGCCCGAGAUUUGCGCUGAGGACGAGUGGUGCUGGAUCAGACAGCAUGAGAAGUGGGGCGCUUGGGCUAUGGGACCUCUGAUGAAUGGCACCUUUGGGCACACACCAGACACUGAAUACUGUGACCAGUUCAUGAAAUCCUACGCCAGGGCUUUGGCCCGUGCCCAGCAAGCAAACAACAUUCGUCGAGAGGAAGAACUCAAUAAAUCUCGGGAUAUCCUUUGUCCCAGCAGUUCGCAAGUCUUUGGGGACAAUGCGUGGAGGCCCAUCAGAGGCCAGUGUGUGCCAUAUCGGAAGGAGCAGCAGAGCUGCUUUCAGCAGCAAGAUUUGGCUCCUACAUUCACAGGAAACAUGAUGCCACGUUACAAGUACGAUGACCAGGGGUUUCCAAUGGAGCGACCAUUGGCUUGUGCUCCCAAUCUUGCUUGCACAGGACCCAAGUUCAACGUCCUGCCCAGCACCUGUGUGCAGAAGCGACCGCAGGACAUUUGCUACUACGGGCCUUGGUGGGACUCAAGUGAUUGUCCUCGUAAAAAGAUGAAGGACCAGAGUCAAGGGCCCGGACUGACCUAUAACGUCACUGUGGAUGCACUGAUCAGUGCGGCCAUGCUGUUCCCAGGUGAGAUUGCCUGGAUGGGCACAUGUACUUACUGGGACCGGACCAAAGCACUUGGGCAAGCUGCGCUGCGUGUGCGCAAGCAGGUUUACAAGAUUGCUGCGACACUUUGGCCAAUGCAUGUGCUCAAGCAGCCAAUUCCCACUUUUGAAGAGUUGAGCAAGCUGCUCCCAGAUCCCUUCGAGUACUUGAUCUCGCAAGGCUACACACCUGAACAGGCUUCCAUCCAAUGCGUCAAGGAAUCUAACAAACAGAGGUCCGAGGUUGCAAUUCUCUUGGGAAAGGCAGGUGUUCUGUCCGCCCAGCCCAACAAGGUUUGGAGUGUGGUGCACUUUUUCACCUUCAACCUAGAUGAGAAGAACGGUGAGAGCAAAGGCUUGGCUUCACAGGCCUUGGCCUCUUUGUUGGCCCAAAACUUCUGGUGCAACGACUGCCGAAGCUUCUUCGAGGUUGGCGUCAUUGAACAGUUUGGGCUUCCCAAGAUGGGCAAGUGGGAGAUUGCACAGUGGUGGCACCAUGCUCACAAUGUGGCUUCUGAGCAUGUGGCAACUACACGUGCCGGGCAUCCUUGGAUCCACCAGCUGGACUCUUUGAAGGAAUAUCAGAACCCCUUCUACAUGUCUUGGGAGGAUGCGUAUCAGAUGUGGCAUGUCCCGACAAGUGACACCACUGAUGAUUGAGGAAAAUCCAGUCCGUCCUGUGCAGGGUGUUUGUUUGAUUCUACUUUAAACUUUUGAGUAUAGGAGGCCCUUGUAGCGGGCGCUCUGUGACUGUCAUGUGUGUUUGCUCUAGACAAAAGAUUUAAAGCAGCACACAGUUUUGUCUAUCCAGGCAGGAUGCCAGCAAAACAAAGCUUGAAAUCGACGCAUGUGUGACAAGCGACGGGUUGAAACUGUUAAAACUUGUUGCAAGACAUCGCAAUGUCAGGCAAUUUCGUGGCUGUUGUAGUAUUUUUCUGCUCCCGGCCUUGGUUUAAGGCAUCUCGGAUCUCA
Molecule: messenger RNA, 2057 nt
Organism: Durusdinium trenchii
Lineage: Eukaryota; Dinophyceae; Suessiales; Symbiodiniaceae
Source: the annotation of a GenBank genome assembly